Messenger RNA from Mytilus californianus (California mussel), 1389 nucleotides. RefSeq lists its product as uncharacterized. The coding region runs from base 59 to 1192 and encodes 377 amino acids. NCBI's taxonomy places the organism in Eukaryota, Metazoa, Mollusca, Bivalvia, Mytilida, Mytilidae. The transcript has a single exon. The record is from RefSeq and is a predicted model, not a curated record.
UAGUGAAUAUAAAUACAGUUGAAGUUAACGUUCGUAGAGUUAUAUUGAAACUGCGAAAAUGUUGUUCAGACAUAUUUUUGGAAUACUAGUAGGAAUUAAUCUAAUAAUUGCAGUCAUAUGUCAGUCUCGGAGUUACUUUGAUAGGAACUGUCCAGAGAAUAGAGCUAAGAGCAUCAGAGAAUGUAAGAUGUAUGUAGACACUCGCUUAGAUUUUAUUGACUUUAGACAAUGGUCAUCUGAGCUAGGGAAUGCAGUCAAGGUUUCCUUAGAUGUAACCUGUAGUUCUAAUGGACGAGUCUAUCUUCCAUGGCCAAUGAAAGCUACGGGACUGAUUAAACUUAAUGUGGAAGGAUGUAUACUGGAAGGAUUUGCUUCGGAGUUUAACACCCCGACAAAUCUGAAAGAUGAAUUACAAGUGUUAUCUGUGGAUAAUUGCGUCAUUGUUUCUAAUCUGGAUAGUAUAUUUGAUAUCAUAUACAAACCAGUGACCCAGGAAUAUGACUGUGGUCAACAAACUUUACGUAGUGCAGUUAGGCGUAAUAUAUCAUACAUGUUUCCGAAUAUAAAAGAUCAACAUUUGAGUAAACGACACGAAGCGCUAUUGAUGUCAUCGUCCGAUGAAUUGAUUAAAAAGGCAAAGCAAAAAAGGUAUAGAUGUUAUUAUUCAGAGUUAAAUUACAUUGAUCAAAGUCUUAGCAGAACUCGCAGUAAACUGUAUUUGCGACUGAUGACUGCUUAUUCCGAAUACCCCAAACUUCAAACUUUUCUUAUUGCUGACAAUGGAUACAGGAGAGUGCCACAAGAGUUAAUUGAUUGGAGGAAAUCUUUCCCACAACUUACAUUGUUAGAUAUGUCUAAUAAUAAAAUCGCGAGGUUUGAUUUCUUGGGAGCACCCUUCAAAGGGAUGAAUGCUCGACCGCAACCGCUGGUGGCUGAUCUAUCGUACAAUUCCGUCACAGCCAUUCCACUGAACAUGCAUGAUUAUCUCACCGGUUCUGUUCCGAUUAUUGUUGAUUUAACAGGUAAUCCACUUAAUUGUAAUUGUGACUUCUUACGAUAUAAAAAUUAUGUAAUGAAGGCGAUAAGAAGAUUUGGAAGGUACAACAAUCUGUCUCGAAUAACCUGUUAUUCCGCAAGAUCACGCAGGAAAAUCCGUCUAGCAAAUUACCGUAACAACAAUUGUUUAAUAUAGAAUUUCUUUUUCGUAGAAAUGUGAACACUUGACAUUAACAUUUCAGUUAGACUGUAAAGUUGUGUUGAUAUUAUAUGAUAUAUGAAAAAAUGUGCUGCAACAUGCGAAGUUUGCAUCUUAUGGUAUUUAUAUUUGUUUAUACUUUUAAUGUAAAUUGACUUCAGAAUGAUCAUUUCAUGAUUAAAUUUUUUGAAGCU